AUGUUCUUCUUCCACAAGAUUACACAGACACAAAGCUUUUUCUUCCCCAAGAGCUUUUUCUUCCCCAAAAGCCUCUUCUUCCACAAAGGUUGCUGUUGUGGAUAUUUGGUGUGGUUAGCAGUCGAAGCAGAGAGCGGACUUCUCGAGAGUGGUUUGGGUUGUUGGAUGCGGUUGGUUCGCCGGAAAUUGUUAUUUGCUCCAAUUGUCCAUGAUGAUCAUUGGUGGUGCUACUGUGUGAACCUUAAGACCAUGGAAUUUUUUGUGUUUGAUUCCCUUGGACAUAAUAGAAAGAACCGCACAAGGAUAUACAACUAUAUUGCGCGUAACAUGGAAUUGUUUUUGUCUAUGUUAUUAAACUGUGAAUCAGACAAGAAGCCAUCUUUUAACGUGCAAUCUGUGGACACUCCAAUUCAACCUAACGGUCAUGAUUGUGGGGUCCUCGUAUUAAAAUUUAUAGAGACGUGA
Vigna unguiculata (cowpea) is the source of this 465-nucleotide messenger RNA. NCBI's taxonomy places the organism in Eukaryota, Viridiplantae, Streptophyta, Magnoliopsida, Fabales, Fabaceae. The record is from RefSeq and is a predicted model, not a curated record.